Molecule: messenger RNA, 329 nt
Organism: Racocetra persica
Lineage: Eukaryota; Fungi; Glomeromycota; Glomeromycetes; Diversisporales; Gigasporaceae
Source: the annotation of a GenBank genome assembly
AAGCUCGGCUAUACAAGGAAAAAAUAUUUAACACAACCAUUCCAGAAGAAUUAUUAGAUAAUGUUUAUUAUUUUGAUGCAAAUUCUGUACAUUCAUCUUAUGGUCACAUUGAAGAUGAUCAUAUACCAUUCUUAAAAAGAGGAGUUAAAAUUCUACAUGUCAUUGCAUAUCCAUUUCCAGGAGUAUGGCAUACUCCUAAUGAUAACAUAAACGCUAUUGAUAAUGAAGUAGUAUAUAAUUUGAACACUAUAUUUAGAAUUUUUGCUGCCGAAUAUUUAGGCAUUGACCCAUCUUUAUCCACGACUAGAAUUCAUGAUGAAUUGAUAUAA